ACAUAAAAAAGGGACGUUGGGAGAAAAUGGCGGCCUCUGCAGGCGAUCCGCAGAAUUUAAAGUGGGCUGGAAUCUUCUCACCGACCAACCGGCGAAUGAGCGUCUGCACGCGGGAUCUCUCCGGUCCACCUUAAAUGUUUGUGACAAACAUGGCGCUCCUGCGUGUCAAUGUCGCGCGUGCCCCGCCCUGCUGGUCCUGAACACUGACUCAACGCUAUCAGCCUCUCGGUGUGUGUGUGUGUGUGUGUCAGUGUGCGCGCGUGUGUGAGAGAGUGAGAGUGUGUGCGUGUGUGUGUGUGUGGAGGGUGAAAAACUCCACGGUGAAAGUACACGCACACACACAUUAUCUCAACUCCAAAAGUCCAACGGUCCAUGUCUGAGUCGAGGCUGCGCGAGGGCUUGACGCGGCGGACCGAGCAGCACAUCCGCGUCGACCGACACAGCACAACAAAGUUAGGCCGGUGAACCGCCGUCAUGUCCGGACAACCUCGCUUCGUCAGCCCGUUCCACAGACCCCGGUGUCUGGCUGCUGCUGCUGCUCCGGCGGGGAAAGCCAAACUCACGCAUCCUGGGAAGGCGAUCCUGGCAGGAGGAAUCGCAGGAGGCAUCGAGAUCUGCAUCACCUUCCCCACGGAGUACGUGAAAACACAGCUGCAGUUAGACGAGAAGGCGAAUCCUCCCAAGUACAGAGGCAUCGGUGACUGUGUGAAGCAGACGGUGAACAGUCAUGGGGUGAGGGGUCUGUACAGAGGGCUCAGCUCUCUGCUGUAUGGAUCUAUACCGAAAGCAGCUGUCAGAUUCGGGGUGUUUGAGUUCCUCAGUAAUAAGAUGCGAGAUGAAUCCGGUAAACUCGACAGUAAGAGAGGAUUCCUCUGUGGUCUCGGGGCCGGAGUCGCAGAAGCUAUUUUGGUCGUCUGUCCCAUGGAGACGGUGAAGGUCAAAUUCAUCCACGAUCAGACAUCAGCAAACCCAAAGUACAGGGGCUUUUUCCACGGGGUGAGGGAGAUCGUUAGAACUGAAGGACUGAAGGGGACGUAUCAGGGCCUAACAGCCACCGUGUUGAAGCAAGGCUCCAACCAGGCCAUCCGCUUCUACGUCAUGACUUCACUGAGGAACUGGUACAAAGGUGACAACCCUGACAAAGCCAUCAACCCUCUGAUAACUGGAAUGUUUGGAGCCUUCGCCGGUGCUGCCAGCGUGUUCGGAAACACUCCUCUGGAUGUCAUCAAGACCCGAAUGCAGGGUCUGGAAGCUCACAAGUACAAAAGCACACUGGACUGUGCCGUGAAGAUCAUGAAACACGAGGGACCAAGGGCGUUCUACAAAGGUACUGUUCCUCGGCUCGGUCGGGUGUGUAUGGACGUGGCCAUUGUCUUCAUUAUCUAUGAGGAAGUGGUGAAGGUCCUGAACGUCAUCUGGAAGACGGACUGAGAUGGACACCGCAGUGCUACACGAGCAGGAGAGUUCGGACAGGCCACUAACAUUAUUAACCAGGCCGAGUCCAGAACCAAGUCUCCUUUUUAAAUCCUGCUUCUAGGUUCUAAUAUCUACCUCUGGGUGAUUUUCAGAAAAGACAGAAAAGGGAUCGGUAUGUUCUUGAUUUUAUUUGCAACACAGCUAAAACAAGUGAAAGCGUUGUCUGCAUGUAAAGCUCCAGACUGCAGAGUCACUGCUGACACUUAAAAUCCAGACGGUGGGGGGAAGUUCCUUUUUAAUAGCUCAGGGAAAAGGAACAGGGGCACAAUUAUUUAGAUUGAAUUCAACAGUCGGCACAGACAAAGCGUGUCACCUACAGUUCAUAUGAACGCUGUGUGUGCGCGAUCAAGGAGACACCAAAACCUGACCCAACAAAAUGUGAUUUAGACACUGUAGGAAAAAGAAAUUAUACUUGAAAAGAGAGAUUAUGUCAGAUAUGAAACAUUUUAAGGCCCUUUUUUCGUAUGCAAGUUUUUAGAUUUCUUUUAUAUACGACACUUCUCAAAACAAAUUUCAUUCAGUGCCUGAUGACGUAAUUUAUAUCCACAUGUCACAGGCUGCAGAGGCUACAGGUACGCCAACAGCUCAAUGCCUUAAAUCACAUGAAUUGUCAACAGAAUCAAGAUUGUAGGACUCACACAGAUGCAGUUUUUUUGUUGUUAUUAUGUUGCGUAUGUAAACGACAUAUUUAGACAUGCACAUUUUCCACAAAGCGAUGGUUGGGGUGGUCUGAAGCUGCAGAGAGGUUUUUAAAAUCCAUUAACUGACUAGACGGUAUGCUAUAAAGUGCCUAUUGUAUUGUGUGAUUCAUUUUGAGAUCUUUUGAGAUUAAGAAUGAUUUAAAUGUCGCGUGUAAUCGGCCACUACAGAUGUUUUAAUUACAUACUUUGUUGCACACGCUGCGGACUUGCCAGACGUUUUUUUUUUUAAAUUCCAGGCACUUUCGAAGGUAUUUCUGAGAUGUUCAUAUCACCGUUAACGUUUUUUUUUUUUCGAUGAACUUUUUUUUUUUUUGCUUUUAAUUUUUAAACUGCCUUUAUUGCAUAGACAAGAAAACACCAUUAACAGUGCCUGCCAUGUCAUCCCAGGGAGGAAGAACGGUUUGAGAUGUAGCUUUUAUUGCAGUUUUUGUUGAAUUCUUAACUCUGCAUCAUUAAUUGCCUUUUACUUUUUACACCAACUGAUGACCCAAUGUGCCAACUGCUUCUCAUAUAUGUGAUGCCAUGUUAUAGACUGGAGUUUGUAGCUUGUGAGUCUGGCAUGUUUACAUACAAUGCAAUUCAAACAUAUGUUUACUUUCAGCUUCAGCCUGAUCUUGCAUAUGUGUGUGUGUUGCAGCUAUUUAAAUAUCUUUGGAGCUUUCAUAUUAAAGGAGUAGUUUGACCAGAAAAUGAAAAUUCAGUCAUUAUCGCCUCAACUGAGUGCCGAUAGACGGUCAGGUGAUGUUGUGUAGUCCACGAAACAUCUCUGGAGCUUCAGCUGAAGAAGCAACCAAGAGAAGAAACAAAAUGGCUCCAUACAGCUCGUCUGGUGUUACCCAAGUCUCCUGAAGCCCGAAGAUGCUGAAUUGAUUUGAGAAGACGUUAUUUACACCAGCUGCUAAAGCUAAAAUUGGUGCACGAGAUUGGCCGUAUGUGAAGGGUGCGAACGACGUCCUCUCAAAUCAAUUCUGGAUCUUGAGGCUUCAGGAGAUGUAGAUCACGCCGGACGAGCCGUAUGGAGCCAUUUUGUUUCUUCUCUCAGUAGUUUUUCAGUCCCACAUUCAGUUCAGCUCUUCAUCAGGAGAAAUGCUGCUGCUGUCGUUGUGAAGCUCCAGAAAUGUUUCGUGGACGACGAAACUUCAUCUGACUUUCCAUCAGCAGGUGGUUGAGAAGAUAAUGACUCACUUUUCCUUUUUUUUUUUUUUUUUCUUUUUAGGUGAACUAUUCCUUUAACAUAAGAAAUUUACCAGUAGCUCAAACCGAGUAUUGUGCCUUCAGUAUACUUAAUUCUAAUAUGUAUGCUCGCAAAUAAACAUUGGAUCAGACUGUU
Messenger RNA from Acanthopagrus latus (yellowfin seabream), 3507 nucleotides. RefSeq names its product slc25a1 solute carrier family 25 member 1b (gene slc25a1b). Lineage: Eukaryota; Metazoa; Chordata; Actinopteri; Spariformes; Sparidae. The transcript is spliced from 9 exons. The coding region runs from base 475 to 1431 and encodes 318 amino acids. The record is from RefSeq and is a predicted model, not a curated record. Gene Ontology annotation, biological process: mitochondrial citrate transmembrane transport.